AUGCCAAGAUUGACGUCAGCUCAACUCAAGAAUGCCAUUGGGAUAUUGCAAGCAGGGACAACUCAACAAGCUGUGGUAAGGCACUUUGGCGUCUUCAGACAGACCAUCUCUGCUUUAUGGGCACGGUACAACACCACUCAAAGUGUUAAUGACAGGUCAAGGUCAGGUCGUCCAAGAGUAACCACCGCUGCUCAAGAUCGAUACAUCCGGGUAUGUCAUCUUCGAAAUCGAACCACAACAGCAACAACCACAGCGGCACUAAUCCCUGGACUACGCAGAAUUUGUGACCAGACAGUUCGUAAUCGGUUAAGGGAAGUAAGAAUUUUCCCUAGAAAAUCAGUGCGACGUGUUAGUCAGGAGUUUCUGCAGCGCCACAACGUCCAGACGUUACCUUGGCUUGCUCGUUCGCCGGAUUAA
Gigantopelta aegis is the source of this 417-nucleotide messenger RNA. RefSeq lists its product as uncharacterized. Lineage: Eukaryota; Metazoa; Mollusca; Gastropoda; Neomphalida; Peltospiridae. The coding region runs from base 1 to 417 and encodes 138 amino acids. The record is from RefSeq and is a predicted model, not a curated record. The transcript has a single exon.